ACGACAAAGCUAUCCGAGAAAACAUCAUCCGCGGCGAUAACUUUUACUGGGAAGCAUCUUGUUCAAAGGCGAAUAAAGUAAAUUUCAUGUUUUGGGAUUGGUACUAUGGCGCUAUGAAAUUCAUAAAAGACAAUAUCAAGAAUUUAUGGGAAGAAGGUCUCGUCGAGGGAUUUGCAAGCAAUGCAUUCUUGGAGGAACAGUUUCCCAACUAUCCUAUCGGCACCUUUUUGCUACGAUUCUCGGAGAGUACAGUUGGCGUACUGAUAUUGAUGUGGGUGGGAGAGAUUGAAGUCGUUCAGGUGCCCCUGAAUUCAAGUGAAGAGUUCAUGAUGAAAAAUCGUACAUCAAACAACUUAAAAGAGUCUGUCAUUGUGAAUAUUAUUCAAGAUCUAAAACAGUGUACACAGCUCUGUGACGGCACACCAAAAGAUAAAGCCUUUAAAAGUUUCGCCACAACACCAAGUGAUAAAAAAUCGAGUGAUAAAAUUACCGAAAAAUAUAAAUUUCUCAAGAUAAUACAUGCCGUAAAUAAUUCGAGUACAAGCGAUGAAAAUACCGCAAUUGCAGUCUCUAACUCACUUAAUUUGAAUUCACCUAUGCCAAAUAAUAUCUAUGGUUCAUCUAUGCAAGGUAAUAUCUAUAGCUCACCACUGCCAAAUAAUAUCUAUGGUUCGCCUGUACAAAGUACUACUUCUGGAUCCAAUUCACCAGGCUCAAGCAUGUAUGCUCGAUUCACGAACCAAUCGCCGGCUCUACCUGAAUCCCAUAAUGAUACCACUGGAAUGAUAUGGGAUCCAAGUUCAGUAGACAAUUAUUUCUUUUCAAAUACCGAAAUAAACAAUUUAACUUCUAUACUUGAAGAUUAUGAAAUGACCACGCCGAUUCAAGUAGACGUUAUUAAUUCUUUGCAAUCUUCAGUGCCAAGCACUCCAUCACCGAUCGUUGAUCCAACACCGGUACCCAAAUUUGUGGAUACUUUUGGCAACAUUUGCAACUUCAAGUGUUCAUUCAACUAAGCUAGAUUGUAAAUAACCAAUGAUAAUCCAUUCAAAUGAUGAUGUGAUGCCGAUUUUGCAUAAUUUCUCGUCCAUAAUUUCCAUCUACUUCAGGCCAAAGUUCACACCUGUGCUGGUAUUCUAGCGACAUAAUUCCGAUCGAAACUAUGGUUUUAAGUGUGAAACAAUGUGUUCGAUCAUUUUACUGUGUUACUCAAUGAGUUCGAUCAUUGUUCCACACACAAAACAAUUAUUCCGAUAAACAAUAGUUUCGAUCGGAACAAACCCGGUAAUAUGAUGACUAUUGUCCGUUCCCAAAUCUACGACAACGCCAUCUCUUGUUCCCCAUCUGUUGCGAAUUUUUUAACCAACCAUUGAUUGGUUCAAAUUAAAUAGUUUAAUAUAAAUUCAAAAAGGGUUCAAGUCUAAUCCCGAAUAUUUGAAAAAUCCUCAGGUAAAAUAUUAAAACAAAACUUAAAACAAUUUUUUUGAAUUCAUUUUUUUAAUUGUCGUCGAUUUCAUGGAGUAAACAUCACACUUUAUAACAGAAGAACGAAACAUGCUGUAUAUGAAAAUACUAAUACAUGUGCGCAUGCUCAGCUUCAUUUCUGUGAUGACCACUUUAAGCGUACAUGUGAUGCUUGUGUAUGUAUUGUUUCUUUAAUCUCUACAGUGUACUUUACUGUCAAUUUCGCUCCUUCAAAUCGAUGGCAAUUUAUAAUAAAAUGAAUUUUGUAUCAACAAAUGAUUUAAAUAUGGUUUCAAUGAUUUAAAUGAGGAUUUUUUUCAAAAAAUUUGGGAUUAAAAUUAAAUACUUUUAUUUUACCGUAAAACCUGUCAAUAAUGGAACCUGGGAAUAGUGGAAUUCUUGUCAAUAGUGGAAAAAAAAUUUCGCCGUUGAGCUCUCCCAUAUAAAAUGACCUGGUAAUAGUGGAAAAUUGUAUAA
Molecule: messenger RNA, 1941 nt
Organism: Contarinia nasturtii (swede midge)
Lineage: Eukaryota; Metazoa; Arthropoda; Insecta; Diptera; Cecidomyiidae
Product: signal transducer and transcription activator-like
Exons: 3
Biological process (GO): regulation of cell population proliferation; defense response; regulation of transcription by RNA polymerase II
Molecular function (GO): DNA-binding transcription factor activity, RNA polymerase II-specific; RNA polymerase II cis-regulatory region sequence-specific DNA binding
Source: RefSeq, a predicted model, not a curated record